Molecule: messenger RNA, 1155 nt
Organism: Anopheles nili
Lineage: Eukaryota; Metazoa; Arthropoda; Insecta; Diptera; Culicidae
Product: protein SMG9-like
Exons: 3
Coding region: 1-1155 (384 amino acids)
Biological process (GO): nuclear-transcribed mRNA catabolic process, nonsense-mediated decay
Source: RefSeq, a predicted model, not a curated record
AUGAGUGGAAAACAGCAGCCUAAAAUUUUACUCAAAUCACGACCAAUUGAUGAAGCAGUAGCUGGCUUCUCAACAAUUGCUUCGAGACGAACGCCUACUAUUUUAGCUAGUACAACACCCCAAAACGUUGCUACGUCUAAAGGUGCAGAUGUGAGGUAUGCGGCUGCUUCGCGGCCAAUUCCAACAUCAACUCCUCCGGACCCGUACAGCUUUACUCAAAUGAAUGGAUCCUUUGUGCUGCUAAAAAACCACAAUGCUAUUAACUAUCGUACAUUGGAUUUCCUCCAUGAAAUCAACCAGGAUUACAUAGUUGUCGGAACGAUUGGAAUGCCCGGUGUUGGCAAAUCAACGGUGUUAAAUCUGCUGAAUCUUAAUCUAUACUCUUCGGAUCAAGUUGAUGACAAAACGGAAAACAUUUUUCCCGUACACAAUGCAGUCAACAUUUCAGGAGAAAACGAAGUAAGAAUGCACAUCACCAGCGAUCGAUUGAUUCUUCUUGAUUGUACCGAGCCUAUAUUUGGGCAUACGAGAAGAGAUUUUAUACAGUACGAACAAGACGAACUUAGGAAAUUGAUCACUCUUGUAAGGAUCUGCCAUGUGAUCUUGGUUGUGCAGGAAGAGUACUACAACAUUCGUUUGAUGCGAUCGCUCAUGUGGGCGGAAAUGAUGACACAGAUGCACUCUAAGCUUCCAACGAAACUUGUAUUCAUCCGGAACAAAGUAAGCCUGUGCGAUUUAAAUCCUGACCCGCGGGACAGAAUUAUUAAUCUGUACAAACAAAUGUUUCGGAGCACAUUAGUUUUUUCUGUCAUGAGCCUAGAUUUUAACGGCGAUACUAAUGCUCAAGAGGAAACAUUCAAUUACAUUGAAUUUCCAGUGCUUGGAAAAGGUGACUCUAUAAAAAUGACCGAGCAUUUGAAGGAAGCAAUUCUUUCAUUGAGGAAAAUGGUAUACGCUGGGCGGGAAGCUAUCAUGGCGAGUAAUUGCACAGAAAAAGUCUGGGGACAAUCACUGGUCAAGUUGGUUGAUUGUCCUGAAAGCAACUUUUUCCUUGACAAAUAUGAAAAAUUGAAGGAUAAAUACAAUCUACAUAAUCACGUGAAAAUUGUAGAACAUUCCUAUCGUGAUUCGACCGGGCUUCAUUUUAUUGAAUAA